AUGAAAAAUGCACGCGUCUUGGCGUACCGUGACGCUGAUUGGCUGAGAGCGCGGCCCCGACUCCUCCCCCUCCCGCCCACAAUCACGAAGUCCAGCAGGAGCGUUCAGACCGAUCUUCUCGGGAACACCUUCAUCACUUCGAGGACACCUGCAGAAGACCUGAACACUCACCGAAGGAUGAAGAUGAACGAGUCUCUUCACGCGUUUGACUUCGAGCGGCAGUUUAACGAUCGCGCCGCGCUCGAGUGGUUUGAACAGAACUGUGUUCAGACGGUUUUCCAGGAGAUUUAUGACUGUUCUGAUUAUUUGAUGGAUAAGACGGGGGAGCAGCGUUCGUUCUGUCCGGGCGUGACGCGCGCCUUCAUUUUCUUCGGACGCCUCUUUAUGAAGGACAGACAGAAGCUGGACCUGAGGAAGCCUCUCAUGCUCUGGUCGUUAUGUCUGGCCAUAUUCAGUGUGAUGGGAGCGAUGCGGACGGGCUGGUACAUGUUCAGCACGCUGCGGUCAGACGGGCUCCGGGGGUCAGUGUGUGACACAGACUUCUACAGCGCCCCCGUCAGCAAGUUCUGGGCGUUCGCCUUCACUCUGAGUAAAGCUCCGGAGCUCGGAGACACGGUGUUCAUCGUCCUGAGGAAGCAGCGUCUGAUCUUCCUGCACUGGUAUCAUCACAUCACCGUCCUGCUGUACACCUGGUACACCUAUAAAGAGCGCGUGGCCGGCGGCGGCUGGUUCAUGACCAUGAACUACACCGUCCACGCGUUCAUGUACAGCUACUACACGGCUAAAGCGUCCGGCGCGCGCGUGCCGCGGCUCCUGGCCGUGUUGGUCACGCUCCUGCAGAUCGCACAGAUGCUGGCGGGCCUGAGCGUCCUGGGCCUGGUCUGGGUCUGGAAACACCACGAGCGCUGCUUCUCCACCACGCAGAACAUGGCCUGCGCCUCGCUCAUGUACCUCAGCUACCUGCUGCUCUUCUCCGUCUUCUUCUAUCAGUCCUACCUCAGACGCUCCGGAGACCAGAAGAGAGACAAGCGAGAGUAACGAGAGGAUCCGACCGUUUACAUGCUCGCCGAUUCAAACACACAGAGAGAAAGACAAAUAAAGCCUAGUAAUAUCGUUAUUUUUAAAUAUGCUAUAUAUAAAUAUUAAAAGCGUAUAUGAGGUGCAAAAGCCUCUAAAUGUGAACAUGGAGGUUUAACAAUUUAAAAAUGUCACCAUCCAGUACAUGCAUAUAUAUAUAUAUAUAUAUAUAUAUACUACCAUCAAGAGUUUGGGAUCAGUACGAUUUUUAAUUUAUAAGAUAUUGAUUUUUUUAAAUAAGAAGUUUCUUAUGCUCUGCAUUUAUUUGAAUGAAAAUACAGAAAAACCGGAGUAAUGUGAAAUAUUAUUGGCAUUUAAAAUAAGGGGUUUCUGUUUAAAAUAUACUUUAAAAUAUAAUUUAUUUUUGCGAUGCAACGUUGAAUUUCUGUUAGCCAUUGCU
This is a messenger RNA of Puntigrus tetrazona (Sumatra barb), 1477 nucleotides long. RefSeq names its product Elongation of very long chain fatty acids protein 6-like. Gene Ontology annotation, cellular component: endoplasmic reticulum membrane. The record is from RefSeq and is a predicted model, not a curated record. Bases 1 to 1038 code for a protein of 345 amino acids. Gene Ontology annotation, biological process: very long-chain fatty acid biosynthetic process; fatty acid elongation, monounsaturated fatty acid; fatty acid elongation, saturated fatty acid. The transcript has 5 exons. Lineage: Eukaryota; Metazoa; Chordata; Actinopteri; Cypriniformes; Cyprinidae. Gene Ontology annotation, molecular function: fatty acid elongase activity.